AUGAACAAGAACGAAGAUCUUCGCACUAAAUAUCCACCAUUCGAAUCAUCAUCACACUUCAACAUCAUACAUCUUCAUUACAAAUCAACAAUUGAUACGUUAAAUCAAUUAAUUUCGAAGGCAUAUAAAACGAAAAGAUACGUCGUCGACACGGAAUCACAAAAAGGUGAAACAGAAAGACAUGGUGCGCUGAUACAAAUACAAUUUCUUCAUUCCAGUGGCCAGUCAACGAUAAUAUUAAUCGAAAUCAAUUAUUUACCCGACAAACAAUCAAAUUUAUACAAAAAAAUAAUAGAAUUAUGUGAAAUUAUAUUCAACAAUGGCAAUGAAGUUCUAGCAUGGGGACCAUUAGCGAACGAAUUUACAAAUUUUCAUCAUCUCGACCUCAUCCACAUAGGUAAGAACAUUAUACCAAUUAAUCUGCAAUCUUUAUUUAGUUCUGGAAAAAACAUACAAAUAACGCAUCCAGAAAUGGAAAGGCGUGAUGAAAUAACCGCGGACACAUCGUAUUAUCCAUACGAUACACCCGGUGAUAAUGAUGAUAUGGACGACGAACAACAAAUUAAUGAUAUUCUUUUUGGUUCGCAUCGUCAAACUCAUGUUAAUUCGAAUGAUAUAUGGUCUCUGCAGAAAGCCAUUGAAACAACGUUUGGAAAAUUUCUGGAUAAAUUCGAAACGGUUAACUAUUGGAAAUGUGGGUUGGAUUUGCAGCUGAACACGUGGGAACAAAAAUUAUUCAGCAAACACCAUUAUGAUAAAACAACUGAACAACAACGACGGUUAAGCAUGAUUCAAUAUGUUGCACACGACUGUCUUGCCGUUGCUGACUUAUACUUCCAUAAGUAUCCAGAAAAAAUCAAUGACCACCACAUACCAGAACAAACAACAACAUCAACAAACAUCAUCAAAAACCUGAAAGACGACCUAUCAGAAGUAAGCGAUGAUGAAAUUAUUCAAAUUCUAAAACCUAGAUUUGAUCAACCACAACCAACACCACAAGCACAACACGACGAAAUGCCAAUUUUGAUGAUCGAAGUAACACCUGAAGAAAUGGAAACAUUUGAUUUACCCGACGUACAAAUCAAACAACAACAACAACAACAACAACAACCACAAAUAACAACAACUUUAACCAAAGCUGAACGACAACGGAAAAAGAGCAUCAAAUUGAAAUGGAAGCAAAAACGUCACCCCAACUUCCAAAACAAAAUUAAACGUCCAAUUUAUUAUCGAUAUGACUAUCAAAAAAUUCGAAGUCAAUUAAAGGACGACAACAUACACACCAGUCACCAGAUUACAAUCAACAAAAACAAAGGGGAGGAUGAUCAUAGUGAUGAAGAUAAUUGUCCAUUAUGCUCAAUGAUUAAAACCCCGAAUAGUUUAUUAUGUCGUUCCGAUGAAAUUUGGUGUUUACCAAUGACGAAUGCAACCGAUAAAAUAGAUCCAACCGGUGUUUGUAUUCCACAUGAACAAAAUGCUCAAUAUCAUGGUGAAAUUCUACUUGAUAAUUCUACUCUUUCUAAUCGUGAAUCUUUAUGUUUGAUAAUCAUGGCGAAAGAAAAACAUAAAAUCAAAAUAACAAUAAAUCAAAAUAAUUUUCUUAAUCAACGACCUGAUUUAGAAUUUUUAAUUUAUGAUGGUAGUGAACAACAAAACAAAUUACUUAUCUCCAAAAAUAUUAUACGUCAACGUUCAAUAGAAAAUUUAAAUAAAAUUUUUAUAGGUCAACAAAGUCAACCAUAUAAUAUUUUAGCUAAUAUAACAUGGUUAACAAGUUUAGGUCCAUAUAAUCAAAUGCUUUGUAGUAAUCAUUAUGAAAUAAAAUGUUAUUCAAUUCAACAACUCCAACGUCUUCAACACCUACAACAUCUUCAACAUCUUCAUCUGAACCACAAGCACCACAAGUAA
Messenger RNA from Rotaria socialis, 1908 nucleotides. The record is from the annotation of a GenBank genome assembly. Lineage: Eukaryota; Metazoa; Rotifera; Eurotatoria; Philodinida; Philodinidae.